AUGGAGAGUUUCAAGAAAUCUCUGCGGUCGGAAGACAGGAGACAGGCAGGCGACUUCGAGGUGCCUGUUGGCGCUCCACGUGAAACGGACUGGCGGAGGCGGGCACGGGGGGAGGGAGGCGAGGGCGCGAGACGCAAGCAGCAGGCCGGCGAGGGACGCGGCGGUGACGGCGAGGCAGUCCUCGAGGCUGCGCGCGGUGUCCGCGUGGCCGCCGAGGCAGACGACGCCGCCGACGAAGCUGCCCGCCAGCAGCCCGACGAGCAGCGGCCCGCGCAGCAGGCCGACGAGGGCGCAUCGACGCGGGCAGGCGCGGAAGACGGCGACGGCGCCGAGGUACGUGAAGGCGAGCACUUGGAAGAGGGUCGGUUUGAGCAGUCGCGACCAGCCGAACCCGUAGCUGAAGAAGGAAAAAAGGACGUCUGCCUGGACACCAACUCGCUUUCUGCCUUCGCUGCGCACUACGUGCCAUAG
Messenger RNA from Mesocestoides corti, 471 nucleotides. The record is from the annotation of a GenBank genome assembly. Lineage: Eukaryota; Metazoa; Platyhelminthes; Cestoda; Cyclophyllidea; Mesocestoididae.